CUGGAUACAUUUUUUUAAAAGCCAAACUGCAAACAACUCUGGCGACGCCAAAAUUCCCCUCCAAGUGACACGGCUUUGCGAAGGAGGUUUCCUCAGGCUGGGCUCUCUUAAUUCGCUCUGCCUUCAUCAGCGACGAUUAAAGGCUUUGCUCUGGCAGUAGGAAUUUAGAAAAAAAGAAAAAGCUGCGCUAAACUCUAUCGUGACCUCGAACUCUUCGGACUGGUUUAAAAAAAAUAUAUUGAAAGAGAAACCAUCCUGAAAGAGAUUCAGCAUAGGAGGAGAUGGAAGUUUUCCCCUUGCUCUUGGUUUUGUCUGUGUGGUGGUCUCGAACCUGGGACUUGGCGAAUGCGGAUUCAAUCAUUCACAUCGGAGCAAUUUUUGAUGAAUCUGCCAAAAAGGAUGAUGAGGUGUUUCGUACAGCAGUUGGUGACCUCAACCAGAAUGAGGAGAUUUUACAGACUGAGAAAAUCACAUUUUCGGUGACAUUUGUUGAUGGAAGCAACCCUUUUCAAGCAGUUCAAGAAGCCUGUGAACUUAUGAAUCAAGGCAUCUUGGCCCUGGUCAGCUCCAUUGGCUGCACGUCAGCAGGGUCCCUACAGUCUCUGGCAGAUGCCAUGCAUAUCCCCCACCUCUUCAUACAGCGCUCAACAGCUGGGACCCCAAGGAGUGGCUGUGGACUCACCCGGAGCAACAGGAAUGAUGACUACACUCUCUCUGUUCGCCCACCUGUCUACUUAAAUGAUGUUAUCCUGAGAGUGGUCACAGAAUAUGCCUGGCAGAAAUUCAUUAUAUUCUAUGAUAGUGAAUACGAUAUCCGUGGAAUACAGGAGUUUUUGGACAAGGUGUCUCAGCAGGGAAUGGAUGUUGCAUUGCAGAAGGUAGAAAACAACAUCAGUAAAAUGAUCACCACUCUCUUUGACACCUUGAGAAUAGAGGAAUUGAAUCGCUAUCGAGACACUCUUAGGCGAGCCAUCCUUGUUAUGAAUCCUGCUACAGCCAAAUCUUUCAUCACUGAGGUUGUGGAGACUAAUUUGGUUGCUUUUGACUGUCACUGGAUCAUUAUAAAUGAGGAAAUAAAUGAUGUGGAUGUUCAGGAACUUGUAAGAAGGUCAAUUGGAAGGUUAACAAUCAUCCGGCAGACAUUUCCAGUCCCCCAGAACAUAAGUCAGCGAUGUUUCCGUGGCAACCAUCGAAUAUCUUCAACAUUGUGUGAUCCAAAGGAUCCAUUUGCUCAGAAUAUGGAGAUUUCAAACCUUUACAUAUAUGACACAGUGCUUUUGCUUGCUAAUGCUUUUCAUAAAAAACUGGAGGACCGAAAAUGGCACAGCAUGGCCAGUUUGUCGUGUAUCAGAAAGAACUCCAAGCCUUGGCAGGGAGGGCGUUCCAUGCUGGAGACCAUCAAGAAGGGUGGAGUCAGUGGGUUGACUGGAGAACUAGAAUUUGGAGAGAAUGGAGGAAAUCCCAAUGUCCACUUUGAAAUUCUUGGAACCAACUAUGGAGAAGAGCUUGGCCGAGGUGUUCGCAAGCUUGGGUGCUGGAAUCCUGUCACGGGGCUGAAUGGAUCACUGACUGACAAGAAACUAGAGAAUAACAUGCGUGGAGUGGUUCUACGUGUGGUGACUGUUCUGGAAGAACCUUUUGUAAUGGUCUCUGAAAAUGUCUUGGGUAAGCCGAAGAAGUACCAGGGCUUCUCCAUUGAUGUUUUGGAUGCCUUAUCUAACUACCUGGGUUUUAACUAUGAAAUUUAUGUUGCACCGGAUCACAAGUAUGGAAGCCCACAAGAAGAUGGGACAUGGAAUGGCUUGGUAGGAGAACUAGUCUUUAAGAGAGCCGACAUAGGGAUUUCUGCUUUAACCAUCACCCCAGAUCGUGAGAAUGUGGUGGACUUUACAACACGCUAUAUGGACUACUCAGUGGGAGUACUACUGAGAAGGGCUGAAAAGACAGUGGACAUGUUUGCCUGUCUUGCACCAUUUGAUCUCUCUCUCUGGGCUUGCAUCGCUGGCACUGUUCUUCUGGUGGGUCUUCUGGUCUACCUCCUGAAUUGGCUUAAUCCCCCACGAUUACAAAUGGGAUCAAUGACUUCUACUACUCUCUACAACUCCAUGUGGUUUGUGUAUGGAUCCUUUGUACAACAAGGUGGAGAGGUCCCAUACACGACUCUGGCUACUCGAAUGAUGAUGGGGGCUUGGUGGUUAUUUGCAUUGAUUGUCAUCUCAUCUUACACAGCAAAUCUUGCUGCUUUCCUCACUAUUACCCGCAUUGAAAGCUCCAUCCAAUCUCUCCAGGACCUUUCCAAGCAAACAGACAUCCCUUACGGCACAGUACUGGAUUCUGCAGUAUACGAACAUGUCCGCAUGAAGGGAAUGAAUCCUUUUGAAAGGGACAGCAUGUAUUCCCAAAUGUGGCGGAUGAUCAACAGAAGCAAUGGAUCAGAGAAUAACGUUCUGGAAUCCCAAGCAGGCAUUCAAAAGGUAAAAUAUGGAAAUUAUGCUUUUGUAUGGGACGCAGCCGUAUUGGAAUAUGUGGCUAUCAAUGACCCGGAUUGUUCAUUUUACACCAUUGGGAACACUGUUGCUGAUCGGGGAUAUGGAAUUGCACUGCAACAUGGAAGUCCUUACAGGGAUGUUUUUUCACAAAGGAUCCUGGAGCUUCAGCAGAAUGGUGACAUGGACAUCCUGAAGCACAAAUGGUGGCCAAAGAAUGGCCAGUGUGACCUGUACUCCUCAGUGGACACAAAGCAGAAAGGAGGUGCCCUGGAUAUAAAGAGCUUUGCAGGAGUCUUUUGUAUCCUGGCGGCUGGAAUUGUCCUCUCCUGCUUUAUAGCCAUGCUGGAGACGUGGUGGAACAAGAGGAAAGGCUCCCGGGUCCCAUCGAAAGAGGAUGACAAGGAAAUUGACCUGGAGCACCUCCAUAGACGUGUAAAUAGCUUGUGCACAGAUGACGACAGCCCCCAUAAACAGUUUUCCACCUCGUCAAUUGACUUGACCCCUCUGGACAUUGACACUUUGCCAACACGACAAGCACUGGAGCAAAUCAGUGAUUUCAGGAACACUCAUAUCACCACAACAACCUUUAUCCCAGAGCAGAUCCAGACUCUUAGCCGCACACUGUCAGCUAAAGCUGCCUCUGGUUUCGCUUUUGGCAACGUGCCUGAGCACCGAACUGGCCCAUUUAGGCACAGGGCACCUAAUGGGGGCUUUUUCAGGAGUCCUAUAAAAACAAUGUCAUCUAUUCCUUAUCAACCAACUCCUACCCUGGGGCUCAAUCUGGGUAAUGAUCCAGACCGAGGCACCUCCAUAUGAGCAUCCAACAAAAUCUCUUCACUGUUUCUUUUGUAGGACUCCCUCUGCAAGGAGCAACUAUAAAAUUGUGGGACUAACAUGGAUGUAACACUUAAAAAAAAAAAUCAGGAUUAUUAGUAACAAUUAUAGUUCUUUCUCUCCACCUUCUCCCUCUUCUCUCUCU
This is a messenger RNA of Neomonachus schauinslandi (Hawaiian monk seal), 3468 nucleotides long. RefSeq names its product glutamate ionotropic receptor delta type subunit 2 (gene GRID2). Gene Ontology annotation, biological process: synaptic transmission, glutamatergic; modulation of chemical synaptic transmission; monoatomic ion transport. The record is from RefSeq and is a predicted model, not a curated record. The transcript has 16 exons. Gene Ontology annotation, cellular component: postsynaptic membrane; plasma membrane. The coding region runs from base 282 to 3305 and encodes 1007 amino acids. Gene Ontology annotation, molecular function: glutamate-gated receptor activity; transmitter-gated monoatomic ion channel activity involved in regulation of postsynaptic membrane potential. NCBI's taxonomy places the organism in Eukaryota, Metazoa, Chordata, Mammalia, Carnivora, Phocidae.